AUGACAACAAAUAGUAUUUCUAUUGACAGCGAUAAUAAUAAUAAAAAUGAAAAUGAUAUUAUAAAUAAUGGAGAAAAAUUAAUUUCAGCAGAAACUUCAAGUUCAACUAUUGCAAUUAAUAAUAAUAAUAAUAAUAAUAAUAAUAAUGAUAAUAAUGAUAAUAAUAAUGAUGAUGGUAAAGAGAAUAAAAACGAACAAAAGGAUGAAUCAACAAAUGAAACCAAUAAAGCUACAACAAAGCAAACCAAUGGUGAAGAAUUUGACCCAAGAGUAAUUAAAAGUGCUUCAAUUACUUUAACGGAAACAAUAUCACCAAAAAGAAAACCGUAUACAGUUUACAGAGUUGAAGUAGAGCUUUCAGAUUCAUCAGUAUAUGUAGUUUAUCGUAGAUAUUCAGAGUUUUUAGAAUUUGAUUUGAAGCUUCAUGCCGCAUUUCCUUUAGCAAAGAUACCAUUUCCACCAAAAAAGACAUUCGGUAAAAUGAAUAAUGAAUUUAUUGGUCAGAGAAAAGAGGAUUUACAAAAGUUUACAAACUCCAUAUUCAAUAGUCCAACACUGGGUAGUCAGUUAUCAGCCCAUCCAUUGGUAGUCGAUUUUUUUACAGCCAACGAGUUUGACACCCAGCACUCUCAAGAGCAAGCAUUAAAUAACGCCAAUAGUAAUUGUACUAACAGUGCUAAUAAUAUCAAUGGUAAUAAAACUAUAGUAUUCAAUAAUAGAAAAAAUCGUGCGGUUUCAGUUUCUCGAGGUGCAGAUAGUUCAAUUGUCGUUACAAGAUUAAUUAUAUCAACACUUUCAUACUGGGCACAUUUUUUAGAUUUACCAUCACUAUUAGCAUUAACAAAUACUUGUAGUUAUUUAUUCAAUACAAUCUCUAAUUUUGCUGACCUUUGGAAGAUACUCUAUUAUGAACAUUUUUCAAUAUUACAUUUUAAUCAAAUAAAUAUAACAAAUUGUCAGUGUCAAUUUAUGUCCAAUAAAAAAGACUUAAGUAUUGGUUUAAUUAAUAAUAAUAGUAAUAAUAAUAAUGGUAAUAAUAGUAAUAGUACUACUAGUAAUAAUAACAAUAAUGGUGGCACCUUAAAUAGAUCAACAAGUUUAGUUAGUUUAUCUUUAAAGGAUGAAAAUUGUAUAGAAAAUCAAAAUAUAAAUAAUAAUAACAAUAACAAUAUUACAAACUCACCACAAAAAUUAAAAUCCCAUAGAUUAACAUCAUCAUCAUCAUCUCUGGCCACACUUUCCACAUUAUUUAUUUCAUCACAAAAUUUAUUAAGCAUUGAUAGUAAUAAUAAUGAUAGCAAUAAAAAUGAAAAUAAAUUGGACAAUAAAACAAAUGACGGUAAUAAAAAACCACAAAACAAUAAACAUAAAAACUCUCUCAGCCACAGUAUAUAUAGAAAUUUUAAAAAUAUAAAUCACAAUCAAAUUUUUUAUAUAAAUUCAAAACCAAUAGUAGAAUUUAAUAGAAUAUUAUUUCUUCAUUUAUUAUCAACACAUUACAAGCUAAGAACCAAUAUAGAAAGUCACACAAGCAAUAAAACCUGUAAUUGUUACGCAUUAAAAUUAAAAGGAACUAUAAUUGGCACACCAGAAACUCCAACUUCAUUUUUAUCAUCACUCAAUACUUUAUUAACUGAUAGUUGUGACAAAAAUAAUAAUAAUAAUAAUAAUAAUAAUAAUAGUAAUAAUAAUAAUGAAAAUAAAAAAGAUAAAAGUAAUAAUAAUGAUAAAAAUAAUGAUACCAUUAUAAUAAAUAAUAUUAAUCAAAUUCAGAAUAGCAAAAAAAUUAUAUCACAUACCGUUUCAAAUAGUAAUAUUUUAUGUAUACAAACAGUUGAUACAAGUAACAUUUUAAAUACAGAAAGAUUAUAUAGCCUUUCAUUUUCUCAUUUCGUAAUAAUAACAUUCUCAUUAAUCGAUAAACAAUCUUAUGAAGAUGUUUCAAAUAAAUGGUUUGAUGAAGUUAAAAGUAUAUGUCCAGAGGUACCAAUUAUAUUAGUAGGUUUACAUAGAGAUCAAAGAGAAAAUCAAAUUCAAGGUCAGAGUAUAUCAUAUGUUCAAGGUUUAGAGUUAAGUCGUUCACUUCCUGAUUGUAUUGGCUAUAUCGAAUCUCCCAGUGCAUCGGAUGGUGUUGGUGGUAAUAGAAACUCUUUAUUAAAUGAAUUGUCUUCUUUAUUGUUCCAUCAUUAUAGAGAAAGUGUUUUUACUUUUGACUUUAAAAAAAACAAAUAUGAAAUUUAUUUAAGUUUUUUAAGUAAGAUUUAUCCAAAAUAUUCAAACGAUUAUAUUACAAAUGUUUUAUCGAGUUACAGUGGCGAUAUAGAAAAGACUAUGGAAACAUUAGCAGAUAGUUAUAGUAGUUAUAUACCAGAUAGUCAAGAUCAUAGUUCUAAUGGUAUUGGUAGAACAAAGAAUAUUCAUAUAAAUAAAGGACCAAACACUCAAAACAAUAACCCUGUUGGUUCACCAACCUCAUCAUCUCCAUCUCAAUGGGUACCAUCUUCAUCAUUUGGUUCUAAAUCUGAACUUAGACAAAGUUGGAAUGCUGAGCUCUCUAAAAUGGAUAAAGAAUAUCGUGAUAGAUUAAUCGAGGGUUAUAUUUCUGACCAACCCAAACAAAGAAGAUCAAUUGUUUUGCCAAGUAGUUCCGAUAAUGUAGUAAUUGGUGGUUCAAGUGAAUCAAUUACACCAGUAACACCUCCAUCUAGUUCAGUAAAUAAUACCAAUAAUAAUACUACUACUGCUGGCAACACUGCCAAUACAUCACCAGUUCAAACUAGACCAUCAAUCAAAAUACCAGAUCAACAAAUCAAUGCAUUAAUCGAAAAACUAAAAAAAUCUUCAGUUGAUGAUUUUAUUAAAGGAUUCUUAAAGAAAAAGUCACAAAAUCAAGAUAUUUUAGCAGAAAUGAUAAUGUCAUUCCUUAGAGAAAUGAAAACCAAGAUUCAAUCAAGUCAAGUAUUUAGCCCACUCUCAAAAUUAGAAGAUAUUAAUGAAGAAGAUUUCACAGAAUCACCAUUAGCCGAAAUUGAAAAUCACCUCUAUCAAUCUGUAUAUAAAUUUGUUUUCUCAUCCAGCGAAACACUCGAAAGAGAUUCACUCUUAACUGAUCGUACGAAUAGAUUAUCAACAUUCUUAGAGCCACAACAUUUAGAAAUUAGUCCAAUUCAUUGUGAUAAAGACCUUUGGUCAACUGCCCAACAAGAGCUUCAAGGUUUAAAUGAUCUUUUUUCACCAUCCCAAAAACUAGAAUGUAUAUUAAAAUGUUGUAAAGUUAUUUUGUAUUUAUUAUCGUCAAGUGAUAGUCCAGGUGGUGCCGAUGAUUUUUUACCUCAUUUAAUUUAUGUUAUCAUCCACGCUAAUGUUCCACAUUUGGUUUCAAAUUUCGAAUUCAUUUCAAAGUUUUGUAAUCCAGAGCAAUUAAGAAUGGAAAGAUAUUAUUAUUUAACUACAUUUGGUAUUGCAAUUACAUUCAUUGAAAAUAUUGAUGCCAAACAAUUAAAGAUUGACCCAGAAGAAUAUCAUGCCGCCUACUCUGGAAAAAAAAAGUCUUGUGACCCAUCAAAAGCCAAAAUUAUGCAAAAGCUCGGUAUUGACGAAAAAACUGCUAGCAUGAUCGAAUUUUCACCAAAAAAGCAUAGUAGACGUCCAUCCGGCACCUCAGUAUCAUCAAGUGUAUCAUCAACAGCAAAUAAACAAAGUGCUACAGGUGGAAUUAUUAGUAAUACAGGUGCAGAUGACGGCAGUAACCAUAUUACAACUAAUGAUGAAAAUCUUAGUUCAAGUGUUGGCAGUUAUAGUAUAGGUAGCUUAGGUUCUCACCAGGAUCAUUUCGAUGAUCUUUUGAAACAGGCAUCAAAUGAACAACCUGUUCCAAUCCAAUCUUGGAGCACAAGUCUUUCUUCAACACCUUUUGACGAUUUAGAUGAUGGAAAUAAAAAAUUGCUUUUACGUUUUUCAAAAGUUGAUCGCAGCAGUACCUCUCCAGACUCUUCAACAAAUUUAUCAAAUAUUAAUAUAAAUAAUGGUAAUAAUAGUGUUGGUAGCAAUAAUAGUAAUGGUAUUAGUAAAAGUGAUGAUUUAGAAACAGAACCAAAUAAAAAAAAUGUAGAGGAACAUCCAUUAAUUUAA
Molecule: messenger RNA, 4131 nt
Organism: Dictyostelium purpureum
Lineage: Eukaryota; Evosea; Eumycetozoa; Dictyosteliales; Dictyosteliaceae
Exons: 2
Coding region: 1-4131 (1376 amino acids)
Biological process (GO): vesicle-mediated transport
Cellular component (GO): endocytic vesicle; cytosol
Molecular function (GO): phosphatidylinositol binding; GTP binding; small GTPase binding
Source: RefSeq, a predicted model, not a curated record